ACACACUCACUAAUAAAACGAGUAAAUAUAGCCGUUUCUCUCUACUCUUUUCUAACACACACACACAUACUCGCACACUACACCAGCCAUUGCUGUCUCAUUCUCUUACUUUCUUCGUCUCUUUCUCUCUCUCUUUCUCCUCAAGUUGAUAAUGUAAAACACUGCUAAAAGCAAGAGAAAAGUUGCUUCUUUGGCUUUGAAGAUAGUCUGCUGCUAAUCUUUAGAGGAAUCUUGAUCUGAAGUAGUUAUGGCUGGCUGUAGCUUUCUCUCGGUCUUGGCUAUCCACAUUUGCUUGCUGCUGGGCUUGUCUUUUGCUGAAGACCCUUUUGUGAACUAUGAGUUUGUUGUCUCUUACAUCACUGCUUCUCCUCUUGGUGUUCCUCAGCAGGUGAUUGCUAUAAAUGGCAAGUUUCCAGGUCCCACUCUUAAUGUGACCACUAAUAACAAUGUUGUUGUCAAUGUGAGGAACAAAUUAGAUGAAGGGCUCUUAAUCCAUUGGUCUGGUAUACAGCAGAGGAGGAGUUCAUGGCAAGAUGGGCUUCCUGGCACAAAUUGUCCCAUCCCUCCAAAGUGGAAUUGGACUUACCAGUUUCAGGUUAAGGAUCAGAUUGGGAGCUUCUUUUACUUCCCUUCACUCAAUUUCCAGAGGGCUUCAGGUGGUUUUGGCAGUAUCAUCGUGAACAAUCGAGCGAUUAUUCCCAUUCCUUUUGACACCCCUUAUGGGGAUAUCACAAUUGUAAUAGGAGACUGGUACACUCAGAAUCACACGGCAUUGAGGAAAACUCUUAAUGCUGGGAAAGAUCUUGGGAUGCCAGACGGGGUUCUGAUUAAUGGUAAAGGGCCUUAUAGGUACAAUGACACUCUUGUUCCAGACAACAUUGAUUACGAAACAAUUACUGUCCACCCAGGCAAGACAUAUCGCCUUCGCGUGAGCAAUGUUGGAAUUUCAACUAGUUUGAACUUCAGAAUUCAGAACCAUAACUUGCUUCUAGCUGAAACGGAGGGUUCAUAUACAGUACAACAGAACUAUACUAGUCUAGAUAUUCAUGUUGGGCAAACGUACUCCUUUUUGGUGACCAUGGAUCAAAACGCAAGCAGCGAUUACUACAUUGUUGCAAGUGCCAGAUUCGUCAACGAAACCACAUGGCGGAGAGUCACUGGUGUUGGUAUCUUGCACUAUACGAACUCAAAAGGGAAGGCAUCUGGUCCCCUUCCCGACCCACCACAAGACCAAUUUGAUAAGACCUACUCAAUGAACCAGGCGAGAUCCAUCAGGUGGAACGUGACUGCUAGUGGCGCUCGUCCGAAUCCUCAAGGUUCUUUCAGAUACGGUUCAAUUAACGUGACUGAGGUGUAUGUGCUCAGAAACAAGCCUCCGGUGACAAUUGAUGGGAAACGGCGAACUACACUUAGUGGGAUUUCCUUUGUCAAUCCUUCAACACCAAUCAGGCUUGCGGACCAAUAUAAAGUGAAGGGAGCAUACAAGCUUGACUUCCCAACUAGGCCACUUACCGGACCACCUCGGAUGGAAACAUCAAUCAUCAAUGGUACUUAUAGGGGAUUUAUGGAAGUGAUAUUGCAGAACAAUGACACCAAGGUCCAAACAUAUCACAUGAGCGGAUAUGCCUUUUUUGUGGUUGGUAUGGAUUAUGGUGAGUGGACAGAGAACAGCAGGGGCACAUACAAUAAGUGGGACGGAAUUGCCCGAACUACAGCACAGGUUUAUCCUGGAGCGUGGACAGCAAUCCUGAUAUCCCUGGACAAUGUCGGAGUUUGGAACCUGAGAACAGAAAACCUCGACUCAUGGUACCUAGGCCAAGAAACGUACGUCAGGGUCAUCAAUCCAGAGCCCAAUAACAAAACAGAGUUCCCAAUACCAGACAACGCCCUCUUCUGUGGUGCACUAAGCAGAUUGCAAAAGCCACAGCACAUAUCUUUUGCAACGUCGGUCAGAGGCAGCAGCAGGCAGAACUUUUUGGUCGGUCUCGUACUCAUGUUAUCUGCUCUGUUUUCCAUCUUCGGUUGAUAAAUAUGUCAGCGAUGGCUGGAUUGUGUUGUGUACUAUGCGGGAGAUGAUUGCUGUUGUGAGAAGAUUUUUAGGGUGUGUAAUUGUAGUAUUUGUUGAUAUGAAUCUUUAGUCAUUUUAGCCGACGUCUAUUUUUCCCCCCCUUAUCCGGCUGUAGUAAUGCUCCCGGUCUCCUUGUCUUUAAGUUAUCCGGAUUCAAUCAUCAUUCUUUCAUCACUUUAACUUGAUGUAAUGUCGACGAUUCAUCAAUUUUCAUACAGCUUAACUUGUUCUUAGCUUCUGCAGAA
This is a messenger RNA of Sesamum indicum (sesame), 2313 nucleotides long. It is a transcript of the gene SKU5, whose product is annotated as Cupredoxin superfamily protein. Gene Ontology annotation, molecular function: copper ion binding; oxidoreductase activity. The record is from RefSeq and is a predicted model, not a curated record. NCBI's taxonomy places the organism in Eukaryota, Viridiplantae, Streptophyta, Magnoliopsida, Lamiales, Pedaliaceae. Gene Ontology annotation, cellular component: plasma membrane.